CUGCUCUCCGGCCUGACGACGGUGUGAGGAAGCAGUGAGGAAGACUUCUGAGCUGUUCUGCUGUUUCCUGCAGACUUCCAGCAAGGAUGGGAGACUUCCAGCAGGAUUACUACCCCUCAGGAUACAACGUGGACGACCAGGCGGUGGCGUACGACCACCCCUACGCCCCCAACCAGGCUGGAUCGCAGGAUGUCAUGGCAGCUGUUGUGGAUCCGUUCGUGGAGCAGCAGUACACCGGAGAGAUCUACCAGCCAUGGAUGCUGUCAGCCACCUCCAGGACCGUCGAAUCAGAACCUGCUGAGGAGGAACCUCCUCUACUUGUUGAACUUGGGGUGGAUUUUGACCACAUGUGGCAGAAGACCCUGACGGUCCUAAACCCGUUCAAGCCUGCAGAUGGCAGCAUCAUGAACGAGGCCGACAUGGCGGGUCCCAUCCUGUUCUGCAUUGCCCUGGGUGUCACUUUAAUGAUGGCAGGUAAAGUCCACUUUGGUUAUGUGUAUGGGAUCAGCGCCGGCGCCUGGAUGGGGAUGUACGUCCUGCUGAGUCUGAUGAGCUCCCUGUCGGUGUCGUGCGGCUGCGUGGCCAGCGUCCUGGGCUACUGCCUGCUGCCCAUCGUGGGCCUCUCUGCACUCGCUGUUUUAUUCUCUCUGCAGGGCAUCCUGGGAUCAGUUCUAGCCUUAUUGGCCAUCUGUUGGUGCAGUUUCUCAGCCUCUAAGAUCUUCAUCUCCACCCUGGAGAUGCAGGAGCAGCAGCUGCUGGUGUUUUAUCCGUGUGUCCUGCUGUACGGACUAUUCACGCUGCUCACUGUCUUCUAACUGCCGGACUAGAUGCGCACACACC
Melanotaenia boesemani (Boeseman's rainbowfish) is the source of this 840-nucleotide messenger RNA. RefSeq names its product protein YIPF5-like. Gene Ontology annotation, cellular component: trans-Golgi network. Lineage: Eukaryota; Metazoa; Chordata; Actinopteri; Atheriniformes; Melanotaeniidae. Gene Ontology annotation, biological process: endoplasmic reticulum to Golgi vesicle-mediated transport; vesicle fusion with Golgi apparatus. The record is from RefSeq and is a predicted model, not a curated record. The coding region runs from base 87 to 815 and encodes 242 amino acids. The transcript has 6 exons.